AUGGCGACUCAGAUCAGAAGCAAACAGCCCCGCCCACUUUCAAUCAUCACUGAAAGUUCUCUUGACGAUUGCAUCGACAGUGUUUUUCAAACUGAAUCUGCCAACGACGGCAAAGAGUCGUGCGAUUUAGAUAAACACUCUCAGCCUAGACCCCCCAGGAGAAAAUCUGUUGCACCGCUUGAGCAUCCGGUAGAUGCAUUGGAUCAAUGUAAUCGGCAUACAGAAGACUGUAGUCUUCGGGACAAUUCGGUAAACUCCGGCACUGAGUGUACUUCCGAGAAAAGUAUUCAUUGCCAAAAAAACGACAGAACAACAGCUACUUUAGAAUUGUGUAGGUUUCCUGGUGAUACGGUUGUAUCUGUUCAGAAUGUCAGUUCAAUCCAAAAGAAAUUAUUUUCAGCUAAUGAUGCUACAAAAAUGCGUCUCCAAGAUCAGUCUCUCGCUGCACAGUUCUUGAAGAUACGCCACCAGAUGGUAGAGCUGCGAUUGGCUGUGGAGUGUCAGAACUAUAUGGAGCUGCUUGAUGGUGCACAGGAGGACAUUGAAGAGGAGAGGGAACUGUCCCGAAUGGUCGACAUUCCAUCCGAGCUACUGUCUCCCCAUUAUUCACUUUUACACGUUGGCUUGACCAAGAUGAACUUUUCUUCACGAAGAUUCUCAACUUGUUAG
Messenger RNA from Candidula unifasciata, 669 nucleotides. Lineage: Eukaryota; Metazoa; Mollusca; Gastropoda; Stylommatophora; Geomitridae. The record is from the annotation of a GenBank genome assembly.